CUUUCCGUUCCAGGUGACUCCCAUUUCUGUGCGCACUGACAGACAGACAGCGGCUCUCUGCUCACAGUCGAGCCAAAGCUACAACACAGCUCGUAGUCUGUGGAGAGAGAGCAGCGAGCUGACGCAGCAGCAGCAGGCGGAGGAGGAGGAGGCGACAGGCGGCGGCGUCUAGCAACAGUUCGCGGAGAGGUCCGGUUAGCGGUUAGGAGGAAUUGGGUGUGAGUGUCUCCAAACGCGUUUAGUUUUUCUUUUUCACAAUGAAGAAAUUAAAAAAGCCCACAUCCUGACGUCCGCACUGUGGUCAAUGACGGUCUGUGGCGGCGUUGGUGACUGACAUGGACACUUGUGAUAACAAGGAUGUGAAGCUUUCAGCUGAAGUGGAACCGUUCAUCCCACAGAAGAAAGGUCUCGAAGGAUCCCUCGUCAGCAUGAGUCUUUCUGGAGAGGCAGGUGGAGGAGGAGGGGGCGGAGGUAUAGGAGGAGGCACCGGAGGGGUGGAAACCACUCCCAUACCCAGCUACCUCAUCACCUGCUACCCUUUCGUCCAGGAGAACCAACCCAACAGGCAACAUCCGAUGUAUAAUGGAGGGGAGCUGCGCUGGCAGCAGCCUAACCCCAGCCCCGGUGGUUCAUAUCUGGCCUACCCCAUCUUGUCUUCCCCCCAGCCUCCUGUCUCCAAUGACUAUGCUUACUACCAGAUUAUGCCCGCUCCAUGCCCACCAGUGAUGGGCUUCUACCAGCCCUUCCCCGGCACUUACGCAGGUCCCGUGCAAGCCGGGGUGGUCAACCCUGUCUCUGCAGAUGUCAGUGAAAGACCACUGCCUCUGGGGCCAGCAUACGGGAUGGCCAGUCAGAGGGGGAGAGGCAUGAUCCGAACUAAUGUUCUCCCAAAGCAGCAGUUGGGUAUGUGCCAGCCUCCAAGGGGUCGCCGGCCACCAACCAGGAGUGUAGCUGUGCAGAAGGAGGUGUGCACCUUUGUGCCUGAUGGUAGGACCAAGACUGUCAUGCUGGUGGAUGCAGCACAGCAGACUGAUUUUCCCGGUGAGGUGUCUGGGCGGAGUGCCGCAGAGCGAGGUAGUCCCCUGCUGUGGAAGAACCGAACAAAGAGAAGACGGGCGUCCCAUCCAGGAGAAAUCUACAACGAGCAGGGCGCCAGUGAAGCAGAUAUAGACAGCGACAGCGGUUACUGUAGCCCCAAACACAACCACGCGACGGGAGUGACACAACGAACAGCAGAGAAUACAGCAGCACCCACGGGAGUCGAAGCAGGUGUAAUGACAGCAGGUACCUGGGUAAAUGUUGCCUCUCAGGCUACCCCAAAGUCCUGGGGGGACAGGAACGGCCAGUUUCACAGAGCAGACCAGAGGAAGAAUCCUGAACAGAGAAACUUCUCACAGGAUUUCCACGGUGGCUAUCAAGGCCGUGUGCCACCCAACCAGUCAGAACAGAGGAUACAGCCAGCGGUGGUUCCUGGCACUGAGCUCACCCCAGAGCCCCUCUACUUUGAGGAUGAAGAUGAGUUCCCAGAUCUGGCUACAGGAGGGGUUGUCCAACGCAACACCAAACCAGAAUCUGCUCCAUCCCAGACGCAUACACAACCUAAACUGCCCAAAAAUCUGCUGGAUAACCUACCAGAAAACUCCCCUAUCAACAUUGUGCAGACACCGAUCCCCAUUACCACCUCUGUUCCCAAGAGGGCCAAGAGCCAGAGGAAGAAGGCUCUGGCUGCUGCCUUGGCCACUGCACAGGAGUACUCUGAAAUCAGCAUGGAACAAAAGAAAUUAAAGGAGGCGUUCACCAAAGCAGCAGGGAAGAAGAGUAAAACCUCUGUCGAGCUGGAUCUGGGAGACAUGCUGGCAGCUUUGGAGAAAGAGCAGAAGGCUAUGAAGGCCAAACAACUCACCAAUACCAAGCCACUGUCUUUUACAGUUGGAACAACUACUCCAUUCCACGGUUCAGGCUCAACCAGUGUGCCGUCCAUGUUGAAGGGUCAUCAGCAGCUGUACUCGGCCACACAUAAUUCCCUUGAUUCCACCGCACCGCGAAUCAAGAGAGGGAAGGAAAGGGAGAUCCCCAAAGUAAAACGACCAACAGCCCUUAAGAAGAUUAUCUUGAAGGAACGUGAAGGGAAGAAAGGAAAGUCAAGUGUAGAACAAGAGUCUUCAGGCCAGGAGGAGCACGGGGAAGAGUGUCUACAUUUUACGGAUGAUCUCCCACGAGAGCCUGCCUCCCAAGAAGAUAAUGGUCUGAGCAUGCCCAGUGAUGCAUCCCUCUCGCCGGCCAGUCAGAACUCUCCAUAUAGCAUCACCCCAGUAUCCCAGGGUUCCCCUGCUAGCUCUGGCAUUGGAAGUCCCAUGGCUUCAAACGCCAUCACCAAGAUCCACAGCCGACGUUUCAGAGAGUACUGCAACCAGGUGCUGAGCAAGGAGAUCGAUGAGAGCGUGACUCUGCUGUUGCAGGAGCUGGUUCGCUUCCAGGAGCGGGUCUACCAAAAAGAUCCCACCAAGGCCAAAUCUAAGCGCCGCCUGGUCAUGGGUCUCCGAGAGGUCACCAAACACAUGAAGCUGCAUAAGAUUAAGUGUGUCGUCAUCUCUCCCAACUGUGAGAAGAUCCAGGCCAAAGGUGGUUUGGAUGAAGCUUUAUACAAUGUAAUCGCCAUGGCGAGUGAGCAAGAGAUCCCGUUUGUGUUUGCCUUGGGCAGAAAGGCUCUUGGACGCUGUGUCAACAAACUAGUGCCUGUUAGUGUGGUUGGCAUCUUCAACUAUUCUGGAGCUGAGGGUCUCUUCAACCGACUGGUGUCUCUGACAGAAGAGGCGAGGAAGGCCUACAAGGACAUGGUGUCUGCUCUGGAGCAAGAGGCAGAGGAGGCUCAGAAAAAUGAAAAGAAGGUCCCGUAUCAGAUGGGGCAUUAUCGCAACCACUCUGCUGCCUCUGCUGUGUCCUUCUGCUCCAUCUUCUCUGAGCCAAUCUCAGAGGUCAAUGAAAAGGAGCAUGACAUCAACUGGAGGAAUAUGGUGGAGACGUCAGAUGCCCUGGAGCCUGUAGAGCCUGAGCCGAGUCGCCCUCCACCUUCCACAGCCAGCCAGAGAAAUGGCGAGGCUCUGGCCACCCCCAGCAUCGCUGCUCCUUCCACCACUGCUCCCCAGCCCAAGGCAGCACCCCUGACACAGGGUACCGGUGAGAGAGACGAGGUCCGUGUGGACGACCGGCUGGAGCUGGCCUCUCAGCAGAGCACAGAGACGGGCUCGCUGGAUGGGAGCUGCAGAGGCCCGCUGAACUCCUCCAUCACCUCCACCACUUCCACCUUGGUCCCCGGGAUGUUGGAAGAGGCAGAAGAGGAAGACGAGGAGGAGGAGGACUACACUCCUGAACCUAUUUCAGUGGAGGUGCCCACCCUCAGCAGCCGUAUCGAGUCAUGGGUGUCGAAGACCCUGGAAAACCUGCAGCUGGGAAAGAGCCAGGAAAGCACGGAAGAGGAAGACGAGGAGGAAGACGAGGAGGAGGAGAGGGAGCAGAGUGAGGACGAGGAGGAUCUUGAUUCGGCGGACAUCACAGUAACUGUGAUUGAGGGCAACGAGCAAGUGGAGGCAAAGAAAGUCACGGGCUGAUGUCGUCUCACUUCUUGCAUACAGUCAUUCCCUCUGUCCUGUUGCACUCACACACCCCUCUUGACAGCAGCCAGCAGCUUUUUCCUCCUUUUGUCUGUAACCCCUGACACCAGACAUAAUCUCAGGUAUCCAACCCAACUGACCAACACAAACACAAACACACACACACACACACACACACACACACACACACAUAUAUACAUAUAUAUAUACGCACACGCCAUUAACACAUUACAGAGAAACUGACCAACUCACAAACACACAGGGUCACAGACCAAACGAUAACUAACACGAGUUGAAGGAUUAGGAGUUGACACCAACACAACACCCAUCAUGUAAUUUAAAAAGGAUGCCCUCACUUCUUCUUCUUCUGCCCAUAACCUGCAACACUUGAAUUCAGAGGAAAGUCUUUUGAUUUUUCUCCUCCGAAGCUGAACUCUUUAUUUUUUUUUUAGAGUCAGGGACGUUUUCUGGGAGCAAGUGAUGAGCGCUUAAGAGAGAGGGGGGAAAAAAAAAAGAAAUGAACUGCUGUCUGUAGCUCACAGAGAAGGGCGGUCCCAUCUUACUUUAUACAGAGCUCAGGAGGUUUACAGCUCUGCAAGUAUUUGUGUGUGCGUGUGCGUGUGUUUGUUUUGCAGGCACAUAGUUUGCAUUUAUUUUGCUGUGUUCAUUAGCUUUAUCUUUGUAAAUAAUGUGUGUAUCUUGUUUAUUUCUUUCACCUAACUGAUCCACGAGGAAAGGAGACACGUGCAUUUCUUAAUUACUGCUUGGUUGGUAUUUAGCUUUUCCUCACAGAAUAUUACAGUGUCAGGGGUUCUUGUUUUUCUACCAAAACCACUCCCACCCAUCAGUCUUCAGAGUUUUUUUUUUUUUUUUUUUUUUUUUUUUUUAAUGUCCAAAUAAUAAGUGGCCCAUUCUGUAUUCAGAUGAUUCAAACGACUUAACUUCUAAGAAGCAAAAGAAGCUUUGUGUAUAUAACCUUGUCUAUGUGGUUCUACUAAAAGUAUAUAAUGGUUUGUCAUAUUGAUCUUGCCUAGUGUGAAACUAUUUGGGGUUGUUUUUCCUCUGACUGGAAUUGUCUUGAGUUCCCAGAUGCUGCCUGUGCUUCAUAUAUAAAAAGAAAAAAAGAAAAGUGCUCUUGUUUUGUUCUCUCCCGUGGUGUUUGUUGUCUGAUAGGGAGUAAUGACUGUUUUUGGAAGCCUGAUUAUCAAAUAUAUCAACACUGAGAUCUUUUUCCAUCCACCUAGAAAGAUUUGUUGUGUUGUUUUGGCAAGAAGGAAGUUGGACACAGAACUCAGAAGAAGAAAGUCAUUAAGUCAAUGUUGUUUUUUUACCAGCAUCAAGUCUUUUUCCUUAGAAAAAUGCCUCUUAAAUAACUUGGAAAGGAAAAGCAGGUGUUUACUCGUAUUAAGGCAGUUUAACAAUUCCCAAGUAAAGUUUGUUUACAACUAAAAUGAAUCCUGGUAGAGCUCUUCUAGAUUUUAUAGACAGAUUUUGUGGGCACCCGGCUACAACCACAGCGGCGAACUCAAACAAGUCGAUACAAAUAUGAUAAACCCUUGUAAAUACAAGUGUACAAAGAUAUUUUGCGUUGUAUUAAAAAAAAAAAACAAUCAUCCUGUUCUUAAAGCCAUUUGAUAGUUUUAACAUUUAAAUCCAAUUUGAUAACGCUAUUUGAAUCAUGGUGAGACUUCAGCCAGUCGAUGGUGAUGCGGUGUGUGUAAAUGCAGUAUGUCGGGCUGUAUGCAAUGUGAAGCCCUAAGAUGGGAGACGACAGUGUACUGAAUAUCAUACUUGGGAUUAUGAAAGUAUUUCUAGUUUGAUUAAAAAGUACACUGUGUGUGUGUGUGUGUGUGUGUGUGUGUGUGUGUGUGUGUGUGUGUGUGUGUGUGUGUGUGUGUGUGUGUGUGUGCGCUUUUUGUUGCUAUGACUUCCAUCAAAGUGUUUGAAGUAUGUUAAUCGACAGCAAGUGUGUUUUUUGCACUAUGUAAAUACGUACUGGUAAAAGGUCUUGUAACUAAUGUGAAAAAAAAAAAGCAAAACAAAAAAAACGGUUCAAUGAAGUACUUUUUUCAGCGUGUUCCUCGUCUUUAUAUGGAUAUUUAAGACCGUCUCCUUCAGACUGUACAUCACUAGCAACAUUGUUAGAGGCUGUUUCUCAUAAUCCUGUUAUCACUCUUAACCUGUAUGGACUGAUGAUUAACAUCAUUAAAAUGUUGUUUAUGUAAA
Molecule: messenger RNA, 5837 nt
Organism: Larimichthys crocea (large yellow croaker)
Lineage: Eukaryota; Metazoa; Chordata; Actinopteri; Sciaenidae
Gene: secisbp2l
Product: SECIS binding protein 2-like
Exons: 18
Coding region: 336-3608 (1090 amino acids)
Cellular component (GO): mitochondrion; ribonucleoprotein complex
Molecular function (GO): selenocysteine insertion sequence binding; mRNA 3'-UTR binding; ribonucleoprotein complex binding
Source: RefSeq, a predicted model, not a curated record